Labrus mixtus (cuckoo wrasse) is the source of this 1847-nucleotide messenger RNA. RefSeq names its product malonyl CoA:ACP acyltransferase (mitochondrial) (gene mcat). Bases 176 to 1318 code for a protein of 380 amino acids. Lineage: Eukaryota; Metazoa; Chordata; Actinopteri; Labriformes; Labridae. Gene Ontology annotation, molecular function: transferase activity. The transcript is spliced from 5 exons. The record is from RefSeq and is a predicted model, not a curated record.
ACAGACUUUAGAACUACAACCAACAUGGCGGCUUCCAGCACCGUGUCAUGCAAGCGGUAGAAACGCCGUCUUGUAGUAACAUAUUCACGUUUUUCUGUCGGAUAUUUUGAGUUUCCCCAAACAGACAAUGUCUCUGUUUUAACCCGCCAACACACAUCUCGGAGAGAAGUCCGCCAUGUUGGUAUCGGGAGCCUGCAGGACGAAGGUCAGGUCCCUGGUCUCUCUGAGAGACAGAAGACUGUCAACCAGCCAGCCUGACCCACCGGGCAAAACCCACCACCCUUCGCCAGAGACCCCCGGUCCCUUUGGUCAGCCUCCCGUGGGGCAGCCGAGAUGGAGACCCAAAAAGGACCCCAGCGACUGCUCUGUGCUCCUCUUCCCUGGCCAGGGCAGCCAGUUCGUGGGCAUGGGCAGGGGACUUUUAAAAUACCCCAAUGUUAAGGAAAUGUUCACGGUCGCCCAGAAAAUCCUCGGGUACGACCUGCUGUCUCUGUGCACGGAGGGGCCCGAGGAGGAGCUGAGGAAGACGGUUCACUGUCAGCCGGCGGUGUUUGUCACCUCGCUGGCUGCUGUGGAAAGACUCAACCAUGUGAACCCGAAGGCCAUUGAGACCUGUGUCGCUGCUGCAGGAUUCAGCGUUGGAGAAUUUGCCGCCCUGGUUUUUUCUGGUGCCAUGGACUAUGCAGAAGCUCUGUAUGCGGUGAAGGUGCGUGCCGAGGCCAUGCAGAAAGCUUCGGAGCUGGUUCCUAGUGGGAUGCUGUCAGUCGUUGGUAGACCACAGGCGCAGUAUAAACACGCCUGUCUGCAGGCGAAAGAGCACUGCAAGAGCCUGGGCAUGGAGGACGCCGUGUGCUCUGUGGCGAACUAUCUGUUCCCUGAUGGCAGGGUCAUCGCAGGUCACCAAAAGGCUCUAGAUUUCCUCCAACAAAACUCGAGACGUCUCGAGUUCAUGAGGACCAAACCUCUCCCGGUGAGCGGGGCGUUUCACACCGAGCUGAUGCAGUCGGCUACUGAACCCCUCAGAGACGUGCUCCGACAGGUGGAGAUCCGUCGCCCCGAAAUCAACGUGUACUCAAACGUGGACGGCAAACGCUACAUGAACGAGAGCCACGUCCGCAGGCAGCUGGUGAAGCAGCUGGUGUCGCCGGUGAAGUGGGAGCAGACUCUGCACGAGAUCUUCGAGAGGACGCAGGGGAGGAAGUUCCCUCACACCUACGAGCUCGGCCCGGGGAAGCAGCUCGGGGCGACGCUUCAGAAGUGUAACAGGAAGGCCUUCACCAAUUACUCACAUGUGGAAGUCACCACUCAUGAAGACUGAGAAGUUGACCGACGCACGGUUGGAGAAAAAAAAAAUGAGCCUCUGUGCUCAUUUUAAAGAACACAAGAUCUGUAAAUCCUACAAGCUCCUGUGGCAGCUUCUUUUGAUCUUGUAUGUGUAAAUAAAUUAUUUUUAGUCAUGGAUACACAAGUUUUCAUCAUGAUGUAGUUUAUUUGCAAUACAUAAAAAAGCACUUUCAAAUCAGAAACAGAAAGCCCAGCUCCCUUUGUUUUAUAUUAGGCCUGGUUAUGUCUCAUUUACGUUUUUAAAAAAAGGCUUCUUAUACCAGUAAGAAACGUAUCUGCUAACAAAAGACUGCAAACCAGCAACAGUCCGGUCAUAGAAGACAAGACUUUUAAACCUUAAUACAUCCGUGAAACAACAUGUCACUGCUACAAUAUGCUGGCCAAGUCCUCAGGCAACACUGUAAAGCUAAUUUAAACCAUUUCAACAGAACAAAUUCAAUAUCCUUUUUUUCUCCUUCUCCUGUUUCUGUUCAUUCGGUGGGGCAAAAAUAAAAAAAAGUAAA